UUUCGGCCAUAUUGUUAUGACGCAUACAAGAUCAUAGGUCUCCGCCAGUGACGAUUCUUCUCGCAGUUGACGUGGCUACUACGUACCGUCCCGUUCGCCCACUCCGGACGCAGCAUAUACGGUGACGAGGAAUACGUAACUGGUGAACUAAUUUGGCAUGGACGGAAUGGUGGAGGAGAACGGAACUAGUGGUGGUGCGAAUGUCACAGACCCAUUGGCAAGUCCUGGUUCGUCUGCAGGCACAGCUCCCCCACAUGUUGUUGUCACGAGUAUUGUUCAAUUAACAUUACCUACUCAAGCUCCUUCAGCACAGGUGCAAUCUGUUAUCCAACCUAAUCAACAAUCAGUGAUUCAGACUGCUUCUAAUAUACAAUCAGUGCAACUGCCUAAAGGAAAUGUGAUACUUGUUAGCAAACCUAAUUCUGUUAUACACACUACACAAGGAACCCUUCAAACUUUACAGAUAAAACCAGAGCCUAACACACUAUUGAGUACACAGGGACAAUCUUGCAGUGAUGAAAGCUGUAGUGAUGAUGAGAGUCCCAAAAGAAAAUAUAGGGAAAUGCUCACAAGACGUCCUUCUUAUAGGAAAAUUUUAAAUGACUUAGGCGGAGCAGAAAUUGCAGACAAUCGCAUGGGAACUAAACCAGGACCCGAGAAUGAAGUGUCGCUGUCAUCUCCUUUGUCAUUUGCUCCAGUUAUCCCAGCGGGUGCAUUACAAACAGAUAGUGGUCUUCACACAUUAGCUGUAUCUGGAACAACGGGGGGCACGGCCAUUGUACAAUACGCUACGAACCAAGAUGCACAGUUUUACGUUCCGGGUCCUAUACUAGAAGAUCAGACACGGAAAAGGGAAUUACGCCUGUUGAAAAAUCGUGAAGCUGCCAGAGAGUGUCGACGUAAAAAAAAAGAGUACAUUAAGUGUUUAGAAAACAGAGUGGCCGUUUUGGAAAAUCAGAAUAAAGCACUUAUUGAAGAACUAAAGUCAUUAAAAGAAUUAUAUUGUCAACAAAAAACUGAAUGAGGUCCAGCUGGCUAGCCAGACGUGCCACUGAAAUGCUGGCAGGAACUGUUAGGCACAGCUUGAUAGCGUCAAUGAUGAGAAAUCAAUCGACUCAGCUCGAUCUAUUGAGAUGGUCAAAACAUUCAUCAUUUUGGAAUACAGUUCUCUAACCAAACGACAAGAAAUCUUUUUCUGUACACCUUUGAGCUACUUAAACUAUACUGACAGAUACAUCUUUUAAACUGUAUUUUUUUUUAAUGAAAUGUAAAUAAAAUGGGUACUUUUGCCUGAAAGUAUAAAUUUUAAUACGAAAUUUAAUAAAUCUUAAGAAAAGAUGACUAUUUUAAGUAAAUUUUGGUCUAUUGUUUACUAAAACUUAGAGUAUUGUUAGAAUUUUAUUUAUAUGUUUUUACUAUUUCAUCAUGCUUAGUGAUGUUAUUGUUUUAACUUACAGCUUACUUUUUAAAUACCACUCAAACACAAUGUUAUUGUACUGAAUUAUGUUUUUAUAUUGGAGGUAGGUGUUAGUCACUUUUUUCUCGUUCUGAUUUAAACUGGUAAAAAAGUUCUUGUUGGCCUACUUCUUUUUAAAUUUUAUGAAAAUAGAGAAUAUAUUUCAUACUAAAAUGAGUAGUUCACAAGGUAAUAUUUUGAUGAAUGUAAUAUUUUUGUUAUUUUUACAGAACACCAUAAUAAUUCUGUUGUGUGCCAUUUAUUAUUUUUAUGAAAUUAAUAAUGAUAUUCUGUUAGCACACAACUGCUUUUUAAAAUAUCAGUGGUAAUAUUGUUUGUUAUUUUAUUGUAUAGAAAAUUAUUGUAAAUAAGUCUUUAUUACCGUUGAAUGAGAAUUGUCAGAGAAGUCCUUAUGAAGUGAUAAAAAUUAAAUUUACCUAUCAUAAACCAAUUCAUAUAGUUUUUUAGGUAUUAUGAACACCAUAUAAUAUGGUUUAAUGGAUAAGCCAAAGUUAUUAUUUAGUUUAUUUGUGCAAUAAGUAUUGCAAUGUACAGUAUAGUAGAUAUUAUACCAAUUUUCAGAUUGUACAGUGUAUGUACAGAUAGCGUUUAUAUAGAUGGUAUUGCAAAUUGUACAUAAUAUUAACUAUGAAAAUACAUUUGACUCACAUCGCAUAUCACAACAAAAUUUUAUGCUCAUUACUUUGUACAAAAUGUACAUGCUGUCUUUAGUUCCGCUAUGGAAAACUUAAACAAUAUUUUCUUAUUAUUUUAUCCUUGAAGGGUAUAAUGAUUAACUGAUUUUCAGAAUUAAAAUUAGGGUGUAAGUUUAUAUAUAAGUGAUCAGUUGCCAUUAAAACAGUAUGACGUUUUUAAAAUAAUUGUUAAUACCUAUACAUUUUCAUUCUGUUACAUUCUUAUGUCGGCAUGUUUUAGUGGCAAAUGAUAUGAUUAAUGUAAGACAUUGUGGAAAGUGCCUUUUAAAUUAGUAUGUGAAAGUUUAUACCAACAUAGCUUUUUAUGUUAACUUAUGCUAUUUAUAAUAAAUAAUAAUAUUAACUGUUUGAUGUA
This is a messenger RNA of Pieris rapae (cabbage white), 2527 nucleotides long. It is a transcript of the gene CrebB, whose product is annotated as cyclic AMP response element-binding protein B. The coding region runs from base 158 to 1024 and encodes 288 amino acids. The transcript is spliced from 7 exons. Gene Ontology annotation, biological process: regulation of transcription by RNA polymerase II. The record is from RefSeq and is a predicted model, not a curated record. Lineage: Eukaryota; Metazoa; Arthropoda; Insecta; Lepidoptera; Pieridae. Gene Ontology annotation, cellular component: nucleus; transcription regulator complex. Gene Ontology annotation, molecular function: protein binding; DNA-binding transcription factor activity, RNA polymerase II-specific; RNA polymerase II cis-regulatory region sequence-specific DNA binding.